AUGAGCCUCACCUUUCAGCUGACGCAGGCACUCUCCGGACACAGCUGUUUCCGGAGCUACCUGCACAGAUUCAAACAGGCCGACGACAGGUACUGUGUCUAUUGCAUGGACCCAGAUGACACAGCCGAGCACACAGUGUUCUCCUGCCCAAGAUGGCUGGACGACCACGCCCGCUUAACCGAGAUCCUGAGGCGAUCCCUGAACGCCGGGGACGUAGAGGACAUUCUGUGCGGCCCCUUGCCAGCCGACCUGCCCGAAGAACCCGUCUCGAGGAGACGUAUGCUGAUGCAGGCCAAAACGAAUCGGGACGAACUGGUUAAAAUGGUUGAAUCCAUAAUGACUACAAAAAAAGAAGACGAACGGGAAGAAGAGGCCUACUACAGAGGAGUAUUGAACAGGCGAAAAGCGGGUCAAGCUCCAGCCUGA
Messenger RNA from Metopolophium dirhodum (rose-grain aphid), 426 nucleotides. RefSeq lists its product as uncharacterized. The transcript has a single exon. The record is from RefSeq and is a predicted model, not a curated record. Lineage: Eukaryota; Metazoa; Arthropoda; Insecta; Hemiptera; Aphididae. The coding region runs from base 1 to 426 and encodes 141 amino acids.